AUGGAAGGCUUCGGCAGCGUCCCUCUGACGCUUUUCCAGCACGCAGUGUUGCCUGAGUUAGCUUUGCUUGUGGGUCACACGACUGUAGCACUUAAAUCCGUCAGUUCGUGGGUGGACCACACGGAUUUGACGCCGUCUAUCACGAUUGGACGGCCAGUGAUGAAGAUCUUGGUGUAUUCGACUGAAUGUCUCCUCCACAGUGCGGCGGAAACCCCAACAAACUUCGAUUUGAGCGAGCUCUCUGUCUUAGACAACGAUACAUCGGCCAUUUGUUGCGCUCUGAAGGCAAGGAAGGCUCAGCUCGAUGCUGAAGGUGAUAUGGAUGCCGACAGUGAUGACGAUGACUGCAUGGGGCAGUCGGUCAGUGGCGUAUUGAGAGCCAACGUGGUCGAGGCAAUCGCCAAUGGCUUGUCUAGAAAGGGUGGCGCACGUUUGGUCACGAUUUUGGACAGCUCGACGCACAAAUCGCUCGCGACGGUGUUUACUGCCUCGGAUUGUUGCCAAAAAGGAUGGCUCUACGCGUAUGACCGUGGACACACGCGGCCCCAAUUCGCAAACCGUACUGAUGCACUGGUCUAUGCCAUUCUCGAAGUUGUGAUGGCUCGUUUGGCCGGGACGAAGUGUUUCAUUGCCCUGGAUUGGUUCAAGGGCUAUUGGCAGCUCGCUAUGGAGGCCUCCAGUCGAGAGGCAUACACAAUCAUGGGGUUUGACGAAAUGGUGGAGUCCAAUCGUGUGUUGAUGGGACAGCCUGGCGCCGUGGCGUUCUGCCAGUCGGUUGCACAGACGAUCUAUGGAGAUCGUUAUGGCAAAGGGAUCGAGGCGUGGCUCGGUGAUGUGUUAGGUAGUGUAGCAGCGGAGCCUGAGCUCCCAGACCUCUUGGAGUGGCUCCUGCAGCGGGCGCAGACGUUUGGCCUCAAAUUCAACCCAUUAAAGCAGAGCACAGCUGAUGCGGCUGUUUGGUGUGAAGACGAGGCCCAGAACGGAUCUCGUGUGAAGCGGUUGGUGGUGCAACAAGAAUGGCCGCGAGAGCUGGCCAAGAUGAAAGAGAAGUUGGUCUUUGAAGACGACGUUGGUCGUGUCGACGGCAAGAUCUGGAUUCCGACUGGAGCCUUAGAUCUGCAGCUCUCACUGUUGGUGAUCUCACACGCGGACACGAUGGGUCAUCGGGGUGGCCAUGCGACAGCAAGAGCCCUAAGUGACAUUUUUGUGUGGCGUGGGCUCGAACAAGACUGCAAGACGUUUGUAGCAAACUGUCUGCAGAGUCUCAGUGUCGGAGGCGAAGAAGUGCCGAGACCUGUCGGCAAAACUUUGCAUGCGGUGGAGCCCAACCAGCUCAUUCACUGCGAUUUUAUGGCCUUAGAAGGCGGCUACGUUCACGGCAUUGUGGACGAUGCAUCAACAUUCUGUCAGUUGACGUGGCACGAUGCCAAGGACGCCACAAUCACGCAAGACCUGCUUGACCACAUUACGUACGUGGAUGGUGGUCAUGAGAUCGAGGCACUGGUCGACUGCAAGUUCGAUCGGAAUUUGAAGCAGUGGAUGCUUCUAGUAAAAUGGCGAGGUCUCGACGAGCUCGAAAAGACUUGGGAGCCUGUGACGUCUUCGUUGGAGACGUGCCUUAUGCUGUGCGCACUACGUUGCUGA
Molecule: messenger RNA, 1644 nt
Organism: Aphanomyces invadans
Lineage: Eukaryota; Oomycota; Saprolegniomycetes; Saprolegniales; Verrucalvaceae
Exons: 5
Coding region: 1-1644 (547 amino acids)
Source: RefSeq, a predicted model, not a curated record